AUGGCUGAGAGAUUCUAUGCAGUCGUCGAGUUUGAAGAUGGACUUCAAAUUAUUCCAACUAAUUGGUUGAAUAUAAGUGCUAUGAAAGCUGUCUGGCCUAAUUUUACCAAUAAUAAGAGAUAUUAUCAAGCGGUCAAGGCUAUGGAGGAGUCCAAAUCUACUUGGCUACAACAUACCGUUCUAAAAAUAUAUGCAACAAGUCCUAGUUAUGAAGUGGCAAGGAAAAAGUUGAAAGAUGCCGAGGACCUGUCAGAUCUGAAAUCUGGCACAGAAAAAGAACACUACCGUAAAAGAACCAGGAAAAUACGAGCCGCUAAACCCAUACAUGAUUCGUGUAGUUCAGUGGAACUGUCAGAUGACAGUUUUCUGUCAGAUAUCCCAAAUGUGCCGGACGUUUUAAAAAAGAAACAUUCUUCUAUCAGUGUGCACACUGCAAAGAAACCAAAAACCUCAACAGACGUACAAAAGGAAUUACUGGAACGUAAAGGCAAUGAACGUCACGUAAUACUGGAGCCAGCGUAUAAUUACGGAUCUAAUUCACAAGGUAUUUAUCCAUUUGUCUAUGUGCAUGUGCGUGCAUACAUGUAUCCGUGCGUGUAAGGAAUAAAUAAAUAUUAGUGUCCACGUCCAGUUUAUUAAAUUUUUUAUAAUUUUAUAAUUUAGAGCAUGAUAUGCAUAUUGUACAACAUAUUAAGGGGAUCCCCCAACAUUCGGCGAACUCUGACGGGUGUGCGCCAUCUAAGACACGGAACUAAAAAUGUCGGUAAUUUACCAUUUUUAAUUCCGUGUUCUACUUUACCAUCCUGCGCAAGCCAUGAGCACAGACUUAGAUACAUAUAGACCGCGCACCUCGUAAGAGGUUUACGAUUAGACAGAGACAGCAGUAGAGACUGUAAUGGCGUCUCUCUAAUGCGUGAGUUGGUAGGAGAAUAGAAAGCAGCGAAGAGACGGACGGCGAGGCGCUUUCAUGUCUUCACACAUGAUUUCGCCUCCCCUACUUUUUGCACGUAAAAGAGAGAGACAACAUUACAGACGAAUUAUCUCUGUCCUUCAGAUCUCGUGUUCAGCUCGGCCGUAUGAACGUACGAUCUAGCUGCAAUGUAUAAGCCAAUAAAUCUAACACAUACAUGUAUUGGAAAUACAUGUGUACACUACAUGCAAAGCAGUCAUCUUUCACGUAUCUAAUCCAUUAUAGAUCUGAACGUAAAUAUGUAUAAUACAUAUUUGCAUACAGAUAUACGAUACAUGUAUCCUUUUCCAAGGAUAUCAACUAUAUAUUAUAUAUUGCACACAAAUGAAAGAGCGAUUUUUUACUAUUUUAUGAAAUGAUAACAUAUGUAUACUAGCUUUCAACGUUUAGUAAGUAUUAGUAUACUAUACGUUGAGAAAAUUAUCGCAUAACAUUGAAUUAGAUAUUCAUCCAGUAUAUGUAUGAAUAUAUAUUGGAUUUAUGUGUUAUGCAAUGUCGGAAUGUAAGUGCACAUAUUAUAUUAUAGAAAACAAUAUAACAAAAUGAACAUAUAAUAUAUUAAGAAUAGAAUGGGCCCCUCCAGCGCCCAUUCCCGUGAGAACGCUACCAACCUGUAUUUUCCGUCUCUCCGAAUGUAAUUUACAACUAUUUAUAUGUAAUAACCGUCAGAGCAAACGCUUCUGAUUUUUAUCAG
This is a messenger RNA of Vollenhovia emeryi, 1664 nucleotides long. RefSeq lists its product as uncharacterized. NCBI's taxonomy places the organism in Eukaryota, Metazoa, Arthropoda, Insecta, Hymenoptera, Formicidae. The transcript has 3 exons. The coding region runs from base 1 to 600 and encodes 199 amino acids. The record is from RefSeq and is a predicted model, not a curated record.